AAUAAGUUCAUGAUAGUUUCAUGUAAAGUUUUUUUCCCCUUAUUUCAUUCUAUCACACUUUGUUUGUUUUAAUAGAAAAAAUUAUUAUUAUUAUUUCUUGACAUAAAAUAAAGUUUUUUUUUUCUUUUUUUUCUCUUUAGCUUCCUUUCUGCCCAUUAAACAUUGAAAAUGGCAGAUUAAGAAUCAUCAUUUCCCCUCUAAAGGAAACACUCAUCAUUGCUCCCAACAAUUUUUUUUUUUUACCUUAGAAACAUAAGCUUCUAAGAAACAUUCUCUUUCUUUUUCCAUUCUUCAACAAUAUAAAUAUAACUCUUUUGUUAACUUUUUUUCUCCCCUCUUUCUCUCAAAGUUUUAAAUUAAAAAAUGGAUCCUUCUUCUACAAACUCUGUUAAUGGUUUCUACACUUUUUUAACAAGAGGUAUUGAUGAUCUUGAAAGAGUUUUUCUCUCUAAUAACUUCAUGUCUAUUCAAUUCCUUCAAAGGGUACUUUCCCUUUUAAGAUCUUUUCACACACAAUUAACACUUCUUGUUCAAAAACUUCAUUUGCCUGUUGGUGAAAAGUGGCUUGAUGAAUAUAUGGAUGAAAGUUCUAAGCUUUGGGAAGUUUGUCAUGUUCUUAAGACUGGCAUUUCUGGAUUGGAGAAUUACUAUUCUUCUGGUUUUAAUGUCAUUUCGUCUCUUGAUAAUCAUCAACAUCUUACCCCACAAUUAUCAAGACAGGUGAUUAGAGCAAUAACAGGGUGUAGAAGAGAAGCAAUUGGAUUAGAGGAAGAAAACAGAGCAUUAAUGGAAACAAGAAUUGAGCCACUUUCAUUAAGAUUUGAUGAAAUUGUUUCAGUAGAAUCAAAGCUAAAUGGAUUUAAUGGAUUCAGAGGAGUACUUUAUGCAAUGAGAAAUGUUAGUUCAGUCUUGCUAAUGAUUUUGCUUCAUGGAUUAGUCUAUUGCUGGGCUGAAUCAUCUUCAUCUGAUUUUUCAAGAUCAGAAACAGGGUGUUUGUUCUUUGGUUCAAAUUUCAUGAUCUCAACCUCAAGAUUACAACAACGAAUUGGUUCUCAGAUUAAUCAGAUGAAUUCAGGGAGGCAAUCGAUUUUGUUGUAUGAAUUUAGGAGAUCAAAAGCAGCCAUGGAUGAACUUAGAGGAGAAUUGGAGAACAAAUGUGAAAAUGGGAUUAUAAGAGAAAGAGUUGAGAAUUUGAAAGGGUAUUUUGGGGUUUUGAAAAAUGGUACUGAGAAUAUUAUUGGACAAUUAGAUGAUUUUUUUGAUGAAAUUGUCGAAGGAAGGAAGAAACUUUUGGAUUUCUGCAGCCAUAGAUAAAAUUUUAAAAAAUAAAAAUUAGAAGGAAAAAAAAAAGAAUUACAAGUAGGGGAAAAAAAUCUGUAGUUGUUGGUUGUAUCUUUUGUUGGUUUUUAUUUAAUUUAAUCUUCCUCUCUCUCUAUUAAUCUUUUUU
Solanum verrucosum is the source of this 1447-nucleotide messenger RNA. RefSeq lists its product as uncharacterized. The transcript has 2 exons. The record is from RefSeq and is a predicted model, not a curated record. Lineage: Eukaryota; Viridiplantae; Streptophyta; Magnoliopsida; Solanales; Solanaceae. The coding region runs from base 364 to 1314 and encodes 316 amino acids.